ACCUGAGAUGUAAUGCUGCAUCCAUCAGAUAGGCUCCGACAAUCAUAGUUAGAAGCUCAAGCUCCAAUGAACUUUCGAUAGUCUACUACCUCGCCAUCGCAACAAACGAACGCUGCAUCCCCGUUCCAUCACACAGUGAAGAAGAAACAGAGGACGUGAAUAUGCGUUUAUCGGUAGCUGCGGCCGUCGCGGGCUUGUGCGCGUCCUCGCAUGCUUUCUCAGAUUCUUCCCCCUUCAUCUUAUUCUCAACAGCUAAACUUUCAAAGCCAACAAGCGACCAUCAACUGCAGUCGAGCUCCCAGGUUCUCGAGACGACGAAGCAACUACUCUCAUCAUGCCCGACGAACCGCUACCUCUUCAUCUCCCAGCCGAAUCUGAACGCUGCCCACCUGAGCUCGAGCGCCGCCGUGCCGAAGCUCACUGAGUCAAUUAGCCAUACCACGAGCAGCUACAGCAUCGCCGAGGUUGCAGGCGAGUUUGAUGUGAGGUCCAUCGCUACAUACAUCCGGGAGACGUGUGAGCUGCCGCAGUCCUCCAUUAACGUGGUCGAACUUCUACCUGUUCCAUCAUCCGCUGCUGGAAGUGAGAUGGCGCUCAAAGAAAAUGACGACGAGCUCGGCAUGAUACUCGAGCAGUACGAAACCUCCACAGUCGAAUCUUAUACUGUCGUCUACGCUGGUGGAGUUCAAGCAGAGAAACCUCAGACCUACGCGCCUGAGUUUACCGAUGACGGUGCCGGCCCCACCGAACUCAAGAGGCAGCUUCACGAUGUCAAUGGUGUCAGGAGGCAAGAGAAGGACGGCAAGAAUCUGCCAUUGUUCGAGAAGUACCAAUACUUCACCCCCGGUAUUUUCAUGAGCUUGAUCGUUUUGAUCAUCUUGAUGUCCAUCUUGUACGCUGGCAUCUCCGCCGUAGCGAGUCUUGAGGUCUCAUACGGUGCCUUCGACAAGGAGAUGGGGCCUGCAGCUCAAAAGAAACAGCAAUAGAUAUAUAUACAAGCUAAUACAUACCCGGCUUCCCUUUUUCUAGUCUUCAGAACAUAGCCGGGUAGCAUGCUAUACAAUACAUCAAACAACGUGUACGAAUUCUGUCAUAAGGAGUUUGGGGCCAUGGGUUUAG
Xylaria bambusicola is the source of this 1119-nucleotide messenger RNA. RefSeq names its product ER protein BIG1. NCBI's taxonomy places the organism in Eukaryota, Fungi, Ascomycota, Sordariomycetes, Xylariales, Xylariaceae. The transcript has 4 exons. Bases 162 to 986 code for a protein of 274 amino acids. Gene Ontology annotation, cellular component: endoplasmic reticulum membrane. Gene Ontology annotation, biological process: (1->6)-beta-D-glucan biosynthetic process; fungal-type cell wall biogenesis. The record is from RefSeq and is a predicted model, not a curated record.